GACCGGGCUUCAUAUAGUACACACGAUACACUGUUUAAGAAUUGUAUGGUAACUUCGUUCAAAAUACAUCCACAGCGGAUUGGAGAUGUUUAAUAGACACGUCAUCCUGUUCAUAAUUUGGAACAAUCUCGUUAUGAUUUUUGCUCAGGAUUACACUAAAGAACCACCAGGUACUGUGGUACCUCCAUCCACAACGGGGAUGACUGCAGAAUCGCAAACUGAUGAUAAGGACACUGAUAACGUUGGAUCAGAUCUGGAUGGGAUGAAGGCGUUAUUUAAUGCAACUUUAUCAGACUAUGACACAAGAAUCCGGCCACGAAUCGACCAAUCACAUGUUGUAAAUGUUAACACUACAUUCGUGCCACAGAGUGUUCUGCAUUUUGAUACAUCCGAACAGAAAUUCUCUGUCCUCGGUUACUUCAAGAUCGAAUGGAAAGACGAAGUGAUCACAUGGAAUCCUGACGAUUUUGCGGGGACAAAUUAUAUAAAAGUCCCAAUUUCCGAAAUAUGGACUCCUAGCCUAAUAAUUCUGAAGGCCUUUGACGGUGACGGUGUUGUUGGAAAUGCAAAAACAGACAUUGCUAAAAUCUGGUCUGACGGGUCUGUUCAAUGGGUUCCAGAGAGUAUAUAUAGCGUAGUUUGCAAUGUGAACAUCAAGUUAUAUCCGUUUGAUCACCAAGCCUGCACAGUUACAUAUUACGUUUCUGAUGAGACUAUAACAACCGUUAUGCUUGACCAUCCUAAAAGCGUCACUCUGGACGAAUACACGGAGAAUUCAGCGUGGAAAAUAACCAGUCUCAACAAGAGGAAGUACCUUCUGUAUAACACAUACCACAUUGACAUAGAAUUCCAGCUACAGAGACGACCUAACUUUGCAACAUUUACUUUGAUUAUGCCUCUCCUGAUGUUGGCAUUUCUUAAUAUUUGCGUGUUUCUUGUUCCUGUUGGGUCUGGUGAGAAAGGUUCCUUUGCUAUUACCAUAUUCCUUUCUUACGGUAUCUUCGUUACAAUCGUAAGUGACACUUUACCGGACAACUCCCUUCAAAUUUCUUACUUUCUACUCUUUAUCAUCGUCCUGCUCUUUAUGAGCGUUCUUUCCGUCGUGUACACCAUCAUACAAGCCAAAUUUAUGUCUAGUAUGGGUGACAAAGAAUGCAGCAUCAAAUGUUUUCAACCUAGAAAACCCGUGAUAAUGAGACCGACACCGUUUGAUCCAACAAAAGGGUAUACGGAUGACGUGAAUGAUCCAGCAGAUUGUAAACCAGUCAGCAGAAAUGACGAUGAUGAUGAAAUAUAUACAUGGGCAAUGUUUCUGGAGAAACUCGACGUGAUUCUCUUCAUCAUCUUCUUUGCUCUGGUACUUUUAGCAACGUCUGCUUUCUUCAGUCUGAUGCUGCAAAGAGUAAGCGAGGAUAAGUUCAGUAAAACAUAGGUGCCAUAGACUAUCUAUAUAGAAUGUGUGAUAAGAUGUACAUAGCAAAAUGUACACAAUUUGAGAACCAAUUUUAAAUUUUAUUUGAAUAGUUGUUUUACAGUGUGUGUGUUGUUUUCAUUUAGAUUUACAUGAACAAUGAAUCAUAAUGAGUAACUAAACACGGACGGCAUAAAACAAUUGAAAAAGUUACAAUAAGACAAUAACAUUAAGCAGUCAUGAUCACGUGUAUGUGACCUAUUACUGAUUUUAUUGUAUGUUUUUAUUUAAGUUGGUCUUCAAGGCUACGGCCACUUCAAAUCAUUUUCACAGAGGAUACUUUAGAGGCUGACCUGUUAAAACUUACUGCAUAAUUAUGAAUAGAACAUUCGGAUAUUUUUAAUUAUCGCUUGAACAACACAUGUUUGUUAUGGCUUUGCAUGUCAUUCAAUAUUUAUAUGUUUAUUUGUUUCUCUUUUGUUUAUAUAUUAUUCAAUGUAAAUAGU
Ruditapes philippinarum (Manila clam) is the source of this 1917-nucleotide messenger RNA. Its product is annotated as neuronal acetylcholine receptor subunit beta-4-like. Gene Ontology annotation, biological process: monoatomic ion transmembrane transport. NCBI's taxonomy places the organism in Eukaryota, Metazoa, Mollusca, Bivalvia, Venerida, Veneridae. Gene Ontology annotation, cellular component: membrane. The record is from RefSeq and is a predicted model, not a curated record. Gene Ontology annotation, molecular function: transmembrane signaling receptor activity; extracellular ligand-gated monoatomic ion channel activity. Bases 86 to 1432 code for a protein of 448 amino acids. The transcript is spliced from 4 exons.